CCCCACGGGAAAUUGUUCCAACUCAUGGAAGUCACUUGAGAAAUGCUUAUAAAAAUACUUAUGAUGGUCCAUUGUCACCGCAAUUUCUGCGCUCGUAUUUGACUGCCGCGAAGAUUUCUUCAACAGCUAUGACAAUGACAACGGUUAGCAGCGAUCAGAACUAUCAUCCAUCUAUCCACUAUCCUGAGUUUAAAAAACAACCGGAAUACAAAUUGAGCUCGGACUAUAAAAUUCAGCCUGAAUACAAAAUUCAACCUGAAUACAAUAUUCAGCCCGCAUACAAUAUACAGCCUAACUACCAAACUCAACCUGAUUACAAAUUGGGCCCCGAUUAUAAUAAUCUAACAAUUUGCAAGAAAAAUCAAAAAUCAAUUGCUGCUGCUGCCGACGAGAGCCAGAUCAUAAAUGUUGCACAGCCUUCGCAGGCUGUUGAGGAUACUCUCUCCAACAGCAUGUCGAAAAUAGAUCAGCCCUAUCAACCGUAUGUGACCCAUACCUAUUUUACACUCGACGAUGUCAUACUUCCAUAUGUCCCGGAACAUAAUUCGACAGCUAAAACCAAAAAGGAAAACCUGAGUCAAUUUGAGUCCCAGAAAGAAGAAGAAGAAGAAGACAAAACGACCUCAAAUAACGAAACUCUGAAUACUCUCUUUGAUUUGGAUCUUUUCAAUAUCGAACCCAUUACAUCCACAAGAGCUCUGAUUACAACAACAGCAUCAACAACAACAGCAACAACCAAGGCGACAACAACAACAACAGCUGAAGUACCACAAUCAACUUUUGCGACUCGAAAUAAACUUGAUUUCUACACAGAAUCCACUCAAUUGGCGACAUUUAGUCCAACUGAACCUUUGACUUUAUCCAAUACAACAUCAAAUUUUAAGAACUGGAAUUCGACACUGCCCAACUUAUCGCCAAGAAAAAUCUUGAAGUUAGUCAAAAACUAUACUAGCUCCUGCGAUAAUUGCCGCAAAGUUCAGUCGACUGCCAAAACUCUGUCAAAUCUCGAUGAAGCGAAAUUGAAAAGAUCUUCGAGCUUGUUCAAGAAAAAUGAAGGCAACGAGAGUAAAUAUGGCAAAAAAUUAGCAGCGGCAAAGCUAAAUUUAACACAAAUUCAUAAGAAUAAAACUUUGCCAACUUUUAUAAAGAACUACUCAGUUGUUAAUUUAACUACCACGACAGAGGCGACGCAGCUCAAAAGUAGGCGGGGCAAAACUAAUUUCGUUAACUUAAGGCGUCGCAAAUUUCAUGGAAAUUCCUAUAAUACCACGCCCACAAGCAGCAUACCUGAUAAAGUGGUAAAGCCUGAACUGGAAGUAAAACCCCAAAAUGUUACCAGCGAUGUUGGCAAAUCUCGCAAAGCGAAACCGACCUCCACAACUGCCAGCAGCGUUAUUUUGAGCACCUCCCCAGCUUCAAGCAAAGCUACAACUGUUGCUUCAGAAUCAGCUAUUAUGACUAUAUCCAAUACGAAUGUUAGAAAAGUGAAAAGAAUUGUUCCCAGAUUCAAGAAGAUAUCGCCCCUCGAUGCCAACGCUACCAAAACGGAUUUCGCGCACACAACUGACUUGCCGCAACUGCCGAUUGAGGUUUAUUUCACAAAGCUUAAUCAAAAGUAA
This is a messenger RNA of Drosophila arizonae, 1619 nucleotides long. RefSeq lists its product as uncharacterized. The record is from RefSeq and is a predicted model, not a curated record. NCBI's taxonomy places the organism in Eukaryota, Metazoa, Arthropoda, Insecta, Diptera, Drosophilidae.